AUGACUUUUACUGAAAAGUCGGUUCAAAAGACUGGUGAAUCCUCACCUGAUAAUAGUAAUGAGUACGAAGAUGGUAUCGGCCUAAAAACGUUUAAAUCACUAGCUAAAAUACCAACUUAUUCUGGUGUUAAAGUUUUAUCCAAUGAAGAUAAUCCUUCCAUACUUUCUAUUCAAGUAAUAUUAAGUCAAAGAGACUUGAAAAGGAAACUUAAAAGAAAAAUCGUUAAACAAUUGGUCGUAUCAUUGCCAACUAAAGGAAGUUUAGAUACAACGGCAAAAAUUAUCACAUCAUCAUUUUUACCUGUAGAUUUAGGUGAUGUAGUUUUACAAGCUGAAUCACCAAGUGGUAAUAAAUUAUUAAUAUUAAGAUCAGUUUCAAACGAUAAAGGAAAAAAGAAAUUUGUUGAGGUUUGGAUUAAAGGAACUUUGAAACAAUCUAUUGACGUGACCGACUCUCAUGGAGAUUUUUAUUCUGAUGUUAAUUUUGGAAGCUUGAAAUGGUCUAGAAAUGAAGAGAAUGUUGUUUAUAUUGCUGAACGAAAAGCAUUGGAUGAAAAAGACGAAAAGAAAUGUGAUUUUCUUCCUGGAUGGGGAGAAACCUUGCCUAAUAAAUGUGUAUCGGUUAUUGUCAUCGUGAAUGUGUUGGAAUAUAAAGUUGAGGUAUUCUUUGGUCCGAAAGAUGAAACACUUAUAUUCAACGGAUAUAAUAGAGAACCACGUUAUUAUGGAAUUACCGCUUCGGUGGAAUAUAUCAAUCAAUUGGAACAUGCUCGUUCUCCAAGACUUAGUCCUUCUGAAAAAGUUUUUGUUUAUUAUUCUAAUCCAACUAGUGGACCGCAUAGUUAUUGUUCUGAACUUCGCGAGUAUAAUUUUUCAACCAACACACACGGUGUUAUAGUUCCGGUUGUUCAUACACCAUCACAUUCAUUCCAAAAUGGAUUCCCUGGCAUUUAUAAUGACCAAAUGAGUAGAAAACCAUUUAUCGUCUUUGAAGGCAAAGAGUUUUUAAUAAUUCAAAGUUAUUGGAGAAGUAGAGGAGUUUUAUUAGCUAUAAAUUUGGAAACUGGAAGAGUCCAGGAUCUUACUCAAACGGGAAGCUGGACGCUAUUUCUUGCAUGUAAUAAUUACAUCAUUGCAUCAAGAGGGGCACCUAAUGAGUUCAAUGAAUUAUAUUUUGGUAUUGUAACAGGAUAUCAAAAGGAUAUGUUAGAAGUUGAUUGGACAUGUAUAGAUAAGCCAAAUGUUGAAGAAGAAGUUAUUUUCAUAAGGCCCAAUGAAAUUUCUGAAGGUACAAAAUUACCUUUGUUAGUAUUUCCGCAUGGUGGACCUCAUUCAGUGACUACGCCGGAUAUUAGGUUAUAUAUAACCACCUUAGUUUCACUAGGUUAUGCCGUUGCAGCAGUUAACUAUACUGGCAGUAUUGGGUUUGGACAAGAUUCUAUUAACGCAUUAGUUGGUAAAGCUGGCGUACUUGAAGUUGAGGAAGUACAGGAAUCCGCACAAUAUAUUAUUGACAAUGAAUGCGUAGAUCCCAACAAAGUAAUCGCGAUAGGUGGAAGUCACGGUGGAUUUAUUUCGGCUCAUUUGAUCGGAAAAUAUCCAGAUUUCUAUAAAGCCUGUGUAAUGAGAAAUCCCGUGUUGAAUAUUGGACAAAUGGCGUCUGUUACCGAUAUUCCAGAUUGGUGUUUUUCAGAAAUAGGCUUGCCUUAUUCACUAGCACAUCCAUCAUUAGUGACACCAUCAGAUUAUAGUAAGAUGUAUGAACAUUCACCAAUUCAUAAUAUUGAUAAGGUUAAAACACCUACUUUAUUAAUGUUGGGAGCCGAAGAUAAAAGGGUUCCAAAUAUUGAUGGAUUAAAUUGGUAUUAUUAUUUAAAAGGCAAAGGAAAUGUUGAAAUUACUUGUAAAAUGUAUAAAGAAACUGGUCAUUCAUUGGAUACUAUCGAAGCUGAAUUAUUUGGUAUCGAUGCCAUUACUAGAUUUUUAGAGGAAAAGGUUGGUGGAUGA
Molecule: messenger RNA, 2007 nt
Organism: Funneliformis caledonium
Lineage: Eukaryota; Fungi; Glomeromycota; Glomeromycetes; Glomerales; Glomeraceae
Source: the annotation of a GenBank genome assembly